Molecule: messenger RNA, 443 nt
Organism: Phacochoerus africanus (Common warthog)
Lineage: Eukaryota; Metazoa; Chordata; Mammalia; Artiodactyla; Suidae
Gene: SPINK9
Product: serine peptidase inhibitor Kazal type 9
Exons: 4
Coding region: 1-366 (121 amino acids)
Molecular function (GO): protein binding; serine-type endopeptidase inhibitor activity
Source: RefSeq, a predicted model, not a curated record
AUGAAGCAGGAACUCUUGACAAUAUAUAAGGCAGAAACCAAGUGGGCCGGGCAGGCACCAGAAAGUCACGCCAACUUCCUCCAUCCGACUGCUGCUGGCCGCCUGAGCAGCAUGAGAGCAGCCGCCUUCACCCUCCUCGUGGCUCUGGCACUCACAGCCCUCUUCGACGCAGAAUGUGUCAAACACCGCCAACAGGUUGAUUGCAGUAAGUAUAAAAAGUCGCCACCAGAAGAGAGAGUCUGUUAUGCUCUCUAUAAACCAAUUUGUGGAUCUGAUGGCAAAACUUACAGCAAUGAGUGCUACUUUUGUUACGAAGUUGAGAAAACUAAGAACAAGCUUAAAUUUGCACACUUUGGAGAAUGUUGAGUCCAUCUUGUGAUUACAACCAACAUUUUACCUAAUCUUGACAUCCGUAUGUCUUGAUUUCUUUGUAGAAUAAAGAA